AUGGUUCAGCAUGAGAAUCCCAUGCAGUCUAGGGAUUGCUAUGGCCGUGAGUCAUGGCCCAAUACCGCGGAGAGAUCAUUCGAUUGCAGCCAACCUUCCUUGAGCGAAGCUCGACUCACACCAAUUAUACCACACCGCCCUCACCCUCACGAACUAGCUCUUACUGUCGAGGAAGCAUUGAGAUCCUGCGCUCGUAUUCCAGUAAAAGAGUUUGCCGUCAUCGCCAUUCUUGACGAUGGAAGGGAAGUAAACUACACCUCCCAAACUCUGAAGAAUUUUCAACCGAGAAUAUUCUCGCCACACUUGAAGAAUGAUUUUCACAAAUCUGUACAAAGAGCUGCUCUGGAUGCCUCAUUCUCAAAUUCAUCAUCCUAUAGUCAAGAGAGCGGAUACAGUGACUUUAGCAUGGAUAACGCACCAGGUAUGAGGAGACUUACCGGAAACGCUUCAAGUUCUGGAAAGAGGCGCCGACACCGUCAGCUUCGACAAAGUUCAGAGGAUUCUGACGAUGAUGAUUCGACAGGAUCGAAAAAGACUAAGAGAUAUCAUCAUCAAUAUGAUGACUCAAGUGAAGAUACACCAAGUCCCAUCGUAGAGAGGAAGACAAUGUUAUUGAGAAUAGGUGACGAGGAAGAGGUUACGAAAUUCUACAGUUGCCGUUUCAAGGAUAUGCAACAAGCCUCUUGUAAGGUUAUGGGAAAAGCUUUUGUAAAGCUCGUUGAGCCUAGAAAGCAGACACAUUACCCAUAUACCAAGGGUGCUGAUAAAGCCCCACCGUGGUGGCCAGCUACAAGUGGAGAUUUGUCAGUUCGCCACAGAGAACCAGAUCACCUUUUGAAACCUGAGCGAAUACGUUUGUUGGUACAUAUUUUGAGAAUGAUUAUCGAGCCAUAUCACAAGCAAUGUUCCUCAGUUCAGAAGCUAAAUCUCAACGUCAAGAAACUGGAAGAAGUUACGAUGGAAGCUAUGUCGAAUUGGUUUACGGAAAAGGAUCAUCCCGAGAAUUCUGCCAAGAAGCCUUUUUUGAAGGAGAUAUUCAAGGUUGCUCGAAUGGAGGAGCAGUACAAAAAUGGCGAGCGAGACCCUGAUACUUAUAUUUCGGUAAUGUAUGGUGAUAGAAACGGCGCGGAAAUUUCAGACGACGAACCAGAUGAGGGCAUGAAGCUUGAAGACGAUGAUUUACAACCUCAAGAAAUAGAAGCCUCGCCAAUGAUGUUAACUCCGCAUAGCUCGGUCUCGCCGUCAAUCAUUCAAAUUCAGCAAGCACAACAAGGAACAUCGUCUAAUCAGCAGAGAGAACAUGAUAAUGUGUAUGCACCAGCUCGACACGCCUCGGUUCGAUACAAUCCACAACAGGAAGAUCAUAUACACAACUCCUCUUACAUUCAUACCACUACUGGAUAUAUACCUCGCGUUAGCUUCAAUGAUCCUAGUAGCUCAAGCCUACAAGACCAACCUCAACGUUCCAUGUCCACUUCCAUGUCUCCAGCUCAAUACCAGAACUCACAACAAGCAAAUGUGAGCUGGACAUCAUCUUUCUUCAGUAAUCCAUCUCCGGCCUCAAGCUUUUACACAACAUCACCACAAUCUCAAUCGUUCACAUCCAAUUCCCCACAACCUUUCUCCUCCAAUUCGUAUCAACUUCCCCCGCCCAACUCUCAAUCCAUGUUACCAUCGCAUCCUAUUGGCCACAGUGUCCAAAGCAGCUACGAUGGACUGCCACAUAGAUCUCAAUACGACACAACUCCUCAAAUAGGAAGUCAGCUUCGAACAGGAAGUCUCGGUCAUCCACAUCAACUCCCCACCCAUCAACAUCAUGGCGGAUUCGAUUUUCUCGACAGUAAUAAUUAUGGCCAUCAUGAUGCAGAUCUCAAACCCGAUCCGAGUAUUCAUCAGGGUUAA
Molecule: messenger RNA, 1902 nt
Organism: Botrytis deweyae
Lineage: Eukaryota; Fungi; Ascomycota; Leotiomycetes; Helotiales; Sclerotiniaceae
Exons: 5
Coding region: 1-1902 (633 amino acids)
Source: RefSeq, a predicted model, not a curated record